AUGGGGCUUUUCAAGCUUGCUUCUCAUCACACACAACGUCGCCUUUUCUCUGCUGUAGCGUCGGAUGCCGCUCUAUCUUACAACGGUCUUUCGCUGCCAUACAAAUGGCUGCGCGAUUCGUGUCAAUGUCCGAACUGUGUCCACCCGUCGACCCGGCAGAAGUUGCACAGGACGUCUGACAUCCCAACGGAUGUGCGCCCACAACCUGGUGGCGUCAGAUUAACCGAUGAUGUAUUGCACAUCAGUUGGGCGCCGGACCACCAAUCGCACUACCCGCGAGAUUUGAUCGAGCGAUACGCCUCAUCGCAGAACUUGCGUGUAUUCCAUAAGGACGUGGAUGCGAAGCGAUGGGAAGUUGCAGGACUCAAGUCCUCGCCAGAUCUGUUUCUCCCGUAUAGCAGCAUCCACACACCGUCGGGGCUGCUCAGCGCGAUCACACAGUUAACGCAAUACGGCCUGCUUUUCGUGACCGACGUGCCGAAUGACAAGACGUCGAACGAAGAGUGCGAGCUGCGGAUAUUAGCACAACGCUUCGGCGAGAUACGCGAGACGUUUUAUGGACAGACCUGGGACGUCAAGAAUGUCCGCAACAGCAAGAACAUUGCAUAUACGAAUAUUCACCUGGAUCUGCACAUGGAUCUACUAUAUUUCCAGCAUCCGCCUCGGUUUCAGAUCCUUCAUUGCCUGCGUAACCGCGUCAUAGGCGGGACCUCUGUCUUCGUCGAUGCCCUGCACGCUGCGGAGCGACUUCGCGAAACCGACCCCGCCGCUUUCCACAUCCUCGCCGAAACGCCCGUGUAUUUCCACUACAUCAACGACGGCCACCACCUGCACCACGCCCACCCGACCAUCGAGCUCGCGGGCGAUAGGGUCGCGCACAUCAACUACUCGCCGCCGUUCCAAGCGCCGCUUCCGCUGACCACGCCUGCGGCGUUCUACUUAGCGCUCGAGCGCUUCGUCGCACUGCUCGAGGACCCCGCUGCGCGCUACGAGUACACGCUACGCGAAGGGGAUGUGGUGCUGUUUGACAACCGCCGUGUGCUGCAUGCGCGGACGGCAUUCAGAGAGCGACAAGAGGCCGAGAGCGGCGAUGUUGUGGGCAAGACGAACCGUUGGCUGAAGGGAUGUUAUCUCGAAGCGGAUGCUGUCUUGGACCGGGGUCGCGUGUUGAGAGAGCAGAUCAGCUCUUAG
This is a messenger RNA of Postia placenta MAD-698-R-SB12, 1191 nucleotides long. RefSeq lists its product as hypothetical. NCBI's taxonomy places the organism in Eukaryota, Fungi, Basidiomycota, Agaricomycetes, Polyporales, Adustoporiaceae. Gene Ontology annotation, cellular component: mitochondrion. The transcript is spliced from 2 exons. Gene Ontology annotation, biological process: carnitine biosynthetic process. The record is from RefSeq and is a predicted model, not a curated record. Gene Ontology annotation, molecular function: oxidoreductase activity. Bases 1 to 1191 code for a protein of 396 amino acids.